Schistosoma rodhaini is the source of this 4078-nucleotide messenger RNA. The record is from the annotation of a GenBank genome assembly. Lineage: Eukaryota; Metazoa; Platyhelminthes; Trematoda; Strigeidida; Schistosomatidae.
GUUUUUCUACGGACUGUUUAUCAGAUUAUAUUGCGUUAAUUUGUUACUGUUUGCUCCAUCAUUGUUGAUCUAUAUCCCAUUGUUUUUAACUAAUGGUCUAUUUGGACAACAAGUGUCAUUUGUUGAUUGGAUGCACUUCCGUUAAAAUUUGUAUACAUUUGUACAACACGCUCACACCACUGACAAAUCGAGACACUUGAUGCUUGGUGAAAUAUUGGUUGCAUUUAACUGAAAUAUAUAUUUAUGCAUAUAUUCCAGACCUCGAAGUUUAUCGUUCUACAUAACCUUACUACUUUGUCGUGUGUAUCAUGCUUUUACGGGUAAUUGAACUGAACAUUUCUAUAAAAGUCACAAAACAUUUUAUUAAUGUUUUCUUUAUACAUAAUGCCUAUAUCAAAUCCAUGAUUUCGUCGUUUUUCUCUAGUUAUAUUGAAAUAAUCAAAUGUGUAACCUUUUUUAGUAUUUUAGUCGUUUAUUGUUUUUGAUUUCUGUAAAUCCUUAAACUGAUAAAUUUUUGACACUAUUUUCGAAUGCAAUAUGAAAAUUCAAACCUUCUUUAUAUGUUCAAAAACAGUUUGUUUUUACCCAGAGUGGUGUUUCAUUUAUUGUCUUUGUUUCUCCUUACCUUCCGAUUUACCUAGUUGAUCUUUUGUUUUUUGAUAUAUAAAUGUUCUUAACAAGUUUAUGUGAUUAGAUUGUUUGAAAUGUACUGCACUAAUAAUCUUCGCCUUAUUGCAUUAUCCAGAUUUAUCAAACAUGAACUAAUGGUUUUAAACUUUGCUGUUAUUUCUUGUAGGUCUACAGAAAUUUUUGUCCGUAAAUUCACGUAUAUAUGAGUGUGAUAUUUACAACAGUUGUUUGAUUCUUUUGCACACAUCUGCUCAGUUCAUUGUUCUGCUAUCUUAUCUCACCAUCGAUUCGCAGCUUAUAUUCCACUGGAUCUUACAUAUUACUAUUGAUAAACUCUUCUCCAGUAACAAUUUGCUCGCACAUAAUUCAUGGCUCGUAUAUCGAAACCUAAUCGUAUUUGCUUGAUUUUAUCCGUAGUUGCAUUGCUUUUCUUGUCCCUGAUUUGCGUAAUUGGGCUAUUUACAUUCAACCAUUUAUUUGCUAGUCUAAUUUCUAGGAAACUUGCUAUUUUGCCCGGUAGUGAAAUUUUUGAUAACUGGAAAUCACCAAGUGUCCCUGUGUAUUUUUCCAUAUAUCUGUAUAAUUUGACCAAUCCUGAAGAAGUUCUAAAUGGUGGUCGACCACGAUUUGAUGAAGUUGGCCCUUACGUUUACCGCGAGGAUCGUCAACGUAACAAUGUAGAAUUUUCCGAAGAAUCUCCUCCGAAAACUGUAAAAUAUCAACACAGAAUUCUCUACUACUUUCAACCUGAACUUUCUGUUGGUCCUGAUGAUCAAGGAAUCGUUACAAGUCUUGAUCUGGUAACAGUGGCCAUAAAUAAUCUUCCGGAAUACCUCAAAAUAGCAUUUUUUUUAUACACGUUCAACGCAUUUGUUUCGAAGACACCUCGUGAAAUCAUUUGGGGUUACGAAGAUCCACUGAUGUCUGCUUGUCUAAGUUAUGGAACUUGUGACACAGAUCGUGCUGGCUUAAUGGUUACGAAAAAUGGUACGAAAGUUUCUGAUUUCGUCAUUGACACCGGUGCUUAUAAUAUUUCAAACGUCGGGAAAGUGCUAAGAUACAAUGGAGAAACAUCUUUGAACUAUUGGCAUACUGAUUACGCUAAUAUGAUAAAUGGCACAGAUGGAAGUGUUAUACGGCCAGGACUACAAAUGUCUUCUCGAAUCUUCUUCUUUGUGCCAGAUUUCUGCAGAUCGUUUCAUUCAGAUGCUGUUGGUUGGGCGACUGCAACUCAUGACAGUGGUGUACAUCUACUUAGAUUUGCGUCUCAUCCCGAACAAUCUCAGAACGCUACUGUUAAUCCUCUGAAUGCUGCAUUCUGUCCGAAGAAGAAGGCCGGUCCAGACUGUCCUCCAACAGGAAUGAUACCUUUGUCACCUUGCUCGAACCCUAGGAUUGCAGUCCCUAUAUUUGCUUGUCAGCCACAUUUCUUGGGAGCUGACCCAAGUAUUCGGGCGGCCAUGGAUGGGAUAAGGGAGCCUGAUGUAAAGCACGAUUCUACUAUAUUACUUAUUGAGCCUAAUACUGGAUUUGUAUUGGAAGCUUUUAAAAAGGUUCAAAUUAAUGCAUACAUUGAAAACCGUGCCAGUUUGAAUGAAGUAUACAAAGAUAUGGCAGGACCAUAUUUCUUCCCCUUAGCUUGGUUUACUGAAUUUGCAGUGGCUGACAAAAAGGCGUUAAGUAAAAUAUCAAAUUAUAUUCUUAAGCCUAAGAAAAUAAUACCUAUUGUUUUAUCAACUGUCGGUUCACUUGCACUUAUAUCAGCCGUCAUUUUGAUAGCAGUUCUAUUAAGGCGCUAUAAAUUAACAAAAACUGAUAGUGUUUCUAUUCACGGCCAAGCUGAAUCUACAUUCGUGCCAACAGAUUCUGGGUUCCGUAAUAAAUCAGAUGAAAGCCCAUAUGAUCAAUGGACUGUUAAACCUUCACCAGAACACGAUUCAUUUCAGGUUAUCGAAUCAAAACCCUUGCUCAAACCUAGUGAUACGGCUGGAAAAACAGUUGCCUGAUUUAUUUAUCCUCGUUCCUGUCAGUUCGUCUGUUAGUCCUUCAGCUACACAUAAAUGCUGCUCACUGUUUUCGCGAAACCAAUCGAAGUAUUUUUUUAUCAAGACAAAAAGAAUAUGAAAUAACUUGAUUUCAUUCUUCUAUUAUAGUGCUUCCCAUAACCUUAUCCCAGUGCUCAUUGGAAUUGUUUAUCUAAAAUGUAUAAUAAUAUAACCAUAUUCUAAACUUUUUAAAAUUUAGAAACCAGUCUGUUGACUUUUCACACGUUAUUUUCUGCAAACAAUGUAACAAUGUUUCUUGAUUUUCUCACCUUUGAGCUUUUUAAGGUUCAACGCUUAAAGCUUAUUUAGGUGCUUUCUUUUUUAGCCUAUAUUAGAUUUGCCGUAUGCAUAUGAUUAUAUACGUACUUUAUAUCAUAAUAGAUCCUUGACUGUAAUAGGAUAUUUUUGAUAUUUUCUUUCACUCACAUUCCUAUCUAAACUCUAUUCUAUCUAAGCAUCAUUUUCGCUCGGAUCAUGCUUUCCCACUUCCGUCUACAUUAUAUUCAAACAGUUACUCCGUUUAUUCUUUCUAAGAAUAUAGUAACUUUAAUUUUGGUUCACGAAUCAAGUAUCUAGAUUAUGUAUUUUUGUUAUUUCUGUCCACGAUUUGUUGUACUCUGCUUAUCCCUGUUAGUGCUUUACUCCCCAAGCCGAUUUACCUACUGUGUCCUACCUAUCGUUUUUACAAAUACUGCCUUUUGUUUGUAUUCGCCGCUUUAAUUAGCAUUUGUAAUAUUAUUAAAAAAUCCUGUUUUUUAUUCUCAACAAUUCAAUACAUAAUAGAGGUAUUGGAUUUUAAUGAUCUUUUCAAACGUUUGACGUAGUUGAUAACAAUUUUCUCCAUGGUAUUUGUGUAGGCAGUUUAUUGAUUAAACAUUACAGUGAUGUGGUAGGUGUUUUGAUAGCUGUUCAAGAGAAUUUAGUUGCAUUUCAAUCACUGUGUAACAGGACAAAUGCGCAAGGUUUCUGCCCACAUGCACACGACAUUCAAGCGUGUAGGAUGGAAUGUGAUUCAUAUAUGCUCUGUGUUCGUCAGAAGAAAAGUUGUUAUUAUCUUCAAUUUUCUGUAUUAAGAAAAGUCGUCUCGUUUAUUUAAAAAGCAGACGUAUAAGAAGGUUAGUUUGAACCAUGUUGUUGGGAUGACCCUGCAUUUUUCACGCAAGCGACAUAACAAGCUCGUGAGUCAUCAAGGAGCAUUUCACCCAAUCAGCGAUUAAUUAGAAGUUAUGUUACUAAAAUAACGAAAAUGGAAAAGUCACAUGUGGAGAUCCUGAUUGACACACUGCUACUAUGUUUAGCAGUAUUCUAGAACUUUCGGUAAAACUCAAGGACUUUUAAAUUACUAUAAAAUCCCCGUAUUUUCUGUACAUAAAUGAUCCCUGUAUUAAAGUGCUUCCCUCACA